Phasianus colchicus (ring-necked pheasant) is the source of this 1668-nucleotide messenger RNA. It is a transcript of the gene CHORDC1, whose product is annotated as cysteine and histidine rich domain containing 1. The record is from RefSeq and is a predicted model, not a curated record. NCBI's taxonomy places the organism in Eukaryota, Metazoa, Chordata, Aves, Galliformes, Phasianidae.
GCCGCCCCCCCCCCACCCUCCGGCUUCCGGUUGCCGCAUCCCGUUUCGCCGCGGUGCCGCUGCUCUCCUCGGCUCCCCGGAACGCCGCCAUGUCUUUGCUGUGCUACAACCGGGGCUGCGGCCAGCGCUUCGACCCCGAGACCAACACGGAGGAUUCAUGCACGUAUCAUCCAGGUGUGCCAGUCUUUCAUGAUGCUCUCAAAGGUUGGUCAUGCUGUAAGAGAAGAACAACAGACUUCUCUGACUUCUUAAGCAUCGUGGGCUGUACGAAGGGUCUCCAUAAUAGUGAGAAACCUCCUGAGCCUGUUAAACCAGAUGUCAAAAGUACCACUGAGCGAAAAGAGCUAGCUGAACUGAAACCCAAAUUUCAGGAACACAUCAUUCAAGCACCGAAACCACUUGAAACAAUUAAAAGACCAAGCCCAGAUGAGCCAAUGACAAAUUUGCAGCUGAAAGUUUCAGCUUCCUUGAAGCAAGCACUAGAUAAACUGAAACUCUCAUCAGAAAACGAAGAGAAAACAGAGGAGGACAGUGAUGAAAUCAAGAUAGGGACACCGUGUAAAAAUGCAGGCUGUUCAAAAACAUACCAAGGACCACACAGCACUGAAGAAGUGUGUCAGUACCAUUCUGGCGUGCCUAUAUUUCAUGAAGGGAUGAAAUACUGGAGCUGCUGUAAAAGGAAAACAUCUGACUUCAAUACGUUUUUAGCCCAAGAGGGCUGCACAACAGGAACACAUGUAUGGACUAAAAAGGAUGCGGGAAAGAAAGUAGUUCCAUGCAGGCAUGAUUGGCAUCAGACUGGAGGAGAAGUGACUGUUUCUAUAUAUGCUAAGAACUCUGUUCCUGAUCUGAGCUAUGUAGAAGCAAAUAGCACAAUGUUAAAUAUCCAUAUUGUAUUUGAAGGAGAAAAGGAAUUUCAUCGCAAUGUGAAAUUAUGGGGAGUAAUUGAUGUAAAGAGGAGUUACGUGAACAUGACAGCUACAAAGAUUGAGGUUACUAUGCGAAAAGCAGAGCCUCUAUUAUGGGCAAGUCUUGAAUUACCAGUAGCCAACACCCAACAAACAAAUGAGAAUUCCGAUCAAUAAUAAUUCCAAGAGAUGAGAUUUCCUAUUGUGAAGUGGUGACUUGCUACUGUAAUCAAGUAUUUAAUUUUUAUAUAGUUUUUUUAAUGUUUGAUCCUGUUCCAUUCUACGACAAAGUCUAAUGUACAGCAAAUGAAAGUGUCAACUUCAAGAGUAAUAGCUAUUUCUUCUGCUCUUGCUCCCAUGAGAAUAUUUAUUUUAGUUGGAGUGUAUCCAUGAGGAUUUAAAAUAAAAGAGCUAUUGCCUUCUGCUUACAACCUUACCUACUAUGCACUGACCAUGCAAGCAGAUGUGCUGUCAGUCUGCAGUGUGUGUUAAUUUUCCAAAUGCUGUGUUUAAACUGGGACUCUUUGGUAGUACAUGUUAGAAUCAGAACUCUUCGUUAUGAAGCACACGGUUUUAAAGGGAAAAAAAGCCUGACUUUUUGAAGUGAUGAAUUCCAUGCAAUUCCACAUAAUAUAUUAAAAAUACAUGUGAAAGUAAAUGUUAAAAAACACUUGUAGACUUCUAUUUUUGUCUGCUGGAACUAAUGUUUGUUUCAAUAUCUGUUGGCUGUAAGGGGAUGGAAUAAAAGGUAUUUUGAUAA